Messenger RNA from Lentinula edodes (shiitake mushroom), 2419 nucleotides. RefSeq names its product L-glutamine D-fructose 6-phosphate amidotransferase. NCBI's taxonomy places the organism in Eukaryota, Fungi, Basidiomycota, Agaricomycetes, Agaricales, Omphalotaceae. Gene Ontology annotation, molecular function: L-glutamine:D-fructose-6-phosphate transaminase (isomerizing) activity; carbohydrate derivative binding. The transcript has 7 exons. Gene Ontology annotation, biological process: fructose 6-phosphate metabolic process; protein N-linked glycosylation; UDP-N-acetylglucosamine metabolic process. The record is from RefSeq and is a predicted model, not a curated record. Bases 107 to 2209 code for a protein of 700 amino acids.
CAUUAACGUAUAAAUUGAACCUUGCCGAAGUUAUUAGCUCUUCUCCCCUCCAUCCACUUUCAAAUCUUUACAAUUUCAAAGCUCUUUCUUCUUCUUAGAUUCAUCCAUGUGUGGAAUUUUUGGCUACUGCAGUUUCUUGAAGGAAAAGAGCCGCAAGGAGGUUCUAGAGGUCCUUUGCCAAGGUUUAGCUCGCCAGGAAUAUCGUGGUUAUGACUCUGCCGGUCUUGGGGUCGAUGGCGAUAAACCUGGUGAAGUCAUCUUCUUCAAGGAAGUCGGCAAGGUUGCUGGCCUCCGCAAGCAGAUUGCUUCUUCCAAUGUUGAUGUAAACAAGACCUUUGUUUCCCAAGUUUCCAUCGCUCACACUCGUUGGGCGACUCACGGUGUUCCAUCAGUCGCCAACUGCCACCCUCUCCGAUCCGACCCUACUGCCGAAUUCUGUGUCGUUCAUAACGGUAUCGUCACUAACAGUGCCGCGCUUCGUCUCGUACUCCAGAAGAGAGGUUUCACUUUCGAAUCUGAGACAGAUACUGAAGCUGUCGCUAAACUUUUGAAAUACGUCUACGAUUCACAAGCUGACAAGAAGAACUUGACCUUUACCGAUUUGGUGAAGGCCGUUCUCAAGGAACUGGAAGGCUCCUUCGCUUUCGUCUUUAAGUCGACACACUUUCCGAAUGAAAUUGUCACUGCUCGUCGCGGUUCUCCUCUUUUGAUUGGUGUUAAGACGGACAAGAAGCUUAAGGUCGACUUUGUUGAUGUCGAAUUCGCAGGCCAGGAUAGCAAGGAUGUUAAGGCUGACACUCUUCACCCGACUUCUCCCUCCGCUUUGCUGGCGCCCCCAUCUGCCAACCCGAAAGUCCUCCGCACACAAUCUCGAGCUUUCAUGUCCGAGGAUGGCCUUCCUCAACCCAUCGAAUUCUUCGUCGCAUCUGACGCCUCUGCAGUCGUAGAGCAUACCAAGCGGGUCUUGUACCUCGAGGAUAAUGACAUUGCCCACAUUGCUGAUGGUGAAUUGCACAUCCACCGUCUCCGCCGCCAGGACGACCGAGACCAGACCCCUGCCCAAAUUGCUUCUACAAGAACCAUCGAAACCCUUGAGAUCGAAAUAGCGGCCAUCAUGAAAGGCAAAUUCCAUCACUUUAUGCAGAAGGAAAUCUACGAGCAGCCCGAAUCAGUGGUCAAUACUAUGCGUGGUCGUGUCAAUUUUGACACUAAUCAGAUCACGCUGGGUGGUUUGCGCGCGUACCUCCCGAUCAUGCGUCGUGGAAGACGUAUCGUUUUCAUCGCUUGCGGAACAAGUUACCAUUCGUGUAUUGCCACUAGAGCUAUUUUUGAGGAGCUCACAGAAAUUCCUGUCAGCGUUGAGCUCGCGAGCGACUUCCUCGACCGAAAGACUCCGAUCUUUAGGGAUGAUGUCUGUGUGUUUCUGAGUCAGAGUGGUGAGACGGCUGAUACUAUUCUUGCUUUGAGAUACUGCUUGGAGCGUGGUGCCCUUUGCGUUGGUGUCGUCAACACUGUUGGCUCUACGAUCUCCCGGGAGACCCACUGUGGUGUUCACAUCAAUGCUGGGCCUGAAAUCGGUGUUGCUUCUACCAAGGCUUACACUUCUCAAUACAUUGCUCUCCUCAUGAUGGCACUCCAAUUAUCGGAGGAUCGCAUUUCCCUGACUGAGCGUCGUAACCAAAUCAUUGCCGGUCUUCACUCAAUGCCCGCUCAGAUCAAGAAGGUCUUGGAUCUGGACUCUGUGAUUCAGCAAUUCGCUCAGAGCGUGGCGGAUUACAAGAGUCUGUUGUUGAUGGGUAGAGGAUUCCAGUACGCCACCUGUUUGGAGGGUGCUUUGAAGAUCAAGGAAAUCAGUUACAUGCACUCUGAAGGUAUCCUUGCUGGUGAACUAAAACAUGGUCCUCUUGCCCUUAUCGAUGAAAAUAUGCCUGUCAUCAUCAUCAUGACCCAGGACUCCCUCUACCCCAAAGUCCAGUCUGCAUUUAGUCAAAUCACUGCUCGUAAGGCCCAGCCCAUUGUCCUCUGUAACGAGGGCGACGACGGUAUUCCCGCAAAUGCCAAGACCAUCCGCGUACCCAAGACAGUUGAUUGUUUGCAAGGCAUGUUAAACAUUAUCCCGUUGCAGCUGUUGAGCUACCACCUCGCGGUCAACAAGGGCUAUGAUGUUGACUUCCCAAGAAACUUGGCGAAAUCUGUCACCACCGAGUAAACGAAUGAAUGCACCAUAGGUAGUGGAGAUUGUGUAUGAUUCUGAGCGGACUGAAAAUUAUUGUACUUUUACAUAUUUCGACAAGUUUUAAGUAAUGUGGGUCGGAGCUGCCUUGCGGGUACCCGAUAGAGCACGGUUUUUCGUAUAAAUGGACUAUCUUACUGUUUUUGUCUGUACAUACCCUGCAAUGUGAUCUGCUCUCUGAACGUU